UCUGGUUUAACUCCUUGCACGGUUCAGAUCCGAGUUUGAGAGAAGCUCUUUUCUCUCUGUCCCUUAUCUUUUCGGAAGAAGAGAUCCUUCACUUUGUCUUCUCCGUUCUCGUCGCGAUCAACUCGUUUACAGCCUUCAGGGAUUCGGAUCAGCUCAAUCUCAAGUGGUGUUUAAGCUUCUCAACUAUCCAUGGAUCAGGCGGAACUGACUAUGGAUCAGGUAUUGAAAAGGGAUAUUCCAUGGGAGACAUACAUGACAACUAAGCUGAUUUCAGCAACAGGUCUCCAGCUCUUAAGGCGCUAUGAUAAGAAACCUGAAAGUGCAAGGGCACAGUUGCUGGAUGAAGAUGGUCCAGCUUAUGUUCACCUCUUUGUUAGCAUUUUACGUGAUAUCUUCAAGGAAGAAACAGUGGAAUAUGUUUUGGCUUUGAUUUAUGAAAUGCUCUCAGCAAACCCAACACGAGCUCGGUUAUUCCAUGAUAAAUCUUUGGCACAUGAGGAUACUUACGAGCCUUUCUUGAGGUUGCUGUCGAAGGGAAAUUGGUUCAUUCAAGAAAAAAGCUGCAAGAUCCUUGCCUGGAUAAUAAGUGCUAGGCCAAAAGCUGGUAAUGGUGCUAUUGCUAAUGGAGAAGCUUCCGGUUCUAAGAAACAUAUUACUACAAUUGAUGAUGUACUUAAGGGGUUGGUGGAUUGGCUUUGUGCUCAGUUGAAGCAACCUUCUCAUCCUACUCGUGGUGCUCCGAUUGCAAUCAGCUGCCUGUCGUCACUGCUUAAAGAACCUGUUGUCAGAUCAUCGUUUGUGCAGGCAGAUGGGGUGAAAUUACUUGUUCCUUUGAUCUCCCCAGCAUCCACUCAGCAGUCUAUCCAGCUUCUCUAUGAAACAUGCCUCUGCGUCUGGCUUCUGUCCUAUUAUGAACCCGCAAUAGAGUACUUGGCAACAUCAAGGACAAUGCAAAGGCUCACGGAAGUGGUUAAGAGCUCGACUAAGGAGAAGGUUGUCAGGGUGGUGAUAUUGACAUUCAGGAACUUACUUCCAAAAGGUACAUUUGGUGCCCAGAUGGUUGAGCUUGGACUCCCACAUAUCAUCCACAGUCUAAAAACACAAGCAUGGAGUGACGAGGACUUGCUGGAUGCACUGAACAAACUAGAAGAAGGGCUAAAAGACAAGAUCAGGAAAUUGAGUUCCUUUGACAAAUAUAAACAAGAGGUUCUUCUUGGCCAACUUGACUGGAACCCAAUGCACAAAGAGGCCAAUUUCUGGCGUGAGAAUGUUACUAGCUUUGAGGAGAAUGACUUCCAGAUACUCAGGGUCCUCCUCACAAUCCUGGACACGUCAAGUGAUCCAAGAUCAUUGGCGGUGGCAUGCUUUGAUCUCUCACAGUUCAUACAGUACCAUGCAGCGGGGAGAGUGAUCGUAAAUGACCUCAAGGCGAAAGAAAGAGUGAUGAAACUGAUGAACCAUGAGAACGCUGAGGUUACCAAGAACGCUCUCUUGUGCAUUCAGAGGCUUCUCCUUGGUGCUAAGUACGCUAGCUUCUUGCAAGCUUGAUGGGGACUUGCAUGUAUCUUUCUAUAUAAUGGAAAGCAACCAAUAGACACAGAUUGUGUUUCCUAUUUAUCAUGUGGAUUUGUUGUUCAGUCCAAACAAAACCUGCUUCAACUCCUGCCCCUGCUUCCUUGCUUUCGAUACUACAUUCCAAGACUAAAUCUCUUUAUUAUUUGUCCUGGAAAAUCUGCUAUUGUAUGCUUAAAUAAUUUCUGCGUUUUUUUGUAUUUAUUUAUUAAAUAAAAAGGCCUUGAGGAAUAUGCUAUUGUUACUGACGGCAAUUUUGGGCCAGUUUGUUGUAUGACUGAUGUGAGAGUUUCAGAGUAAUGCAGAUGAGAUUAUAUGGUUGCA
Eutrema salsugineum is the source of this 1896-nucleotide messenger RNA. RefSeq names its product V-type proton ATPase subunit H. The transcript has 12 exons. Gene Ontology annotation, molecular function: proton-transporting ATPase activity, rotational mechanism. NCBI's taxonomy places the organism in Eukaryota, Viridiplantae, Streptophyta, Magnoliopsida, Brassicales, Brassicaceae. The coding region runs from base 190 to 1548 and encodes 452 amino acids. Gene Ontology annotation, biological process: proton transmembrane transport. The record is from RefSeq and is a predicted model, not a curated record. Gene Ontology annotation, cellular component: vacuolar proton-transporting V-type ATPase, V1 domain.